GCCAUUACCAUCUUUCUCCUCUCGCAUCACCAUUCUGGCUUCCCCUUUUCUUAUUUAUCUCUUUUUCUUCUUCCCUUUCCUGUGGUAUAGCUGAGUAGUUUCCCCUUUUUUCUCAAACGAGAUUUGUUCCUGGAAUUAUCUUUUCUCUAAUCAGAAUACAGAGGGAGGCUGCACCCAAGACAGGUUUUCUCAGAACCAAGACACAGGAGGAGAAUCAAGGAAGCUUUUGUGACUGCAGAGGUGAAGGUUGGACAAGGCUGCUCAGUGAUUCCCCUUACUGCUGACAUGCUGGAAGAGGACAAUGAUGAGAUCUGUUGGAAUAACCUGGAGAAUUUCCGUGUGAAGCUGAUCUCGGUGAUUGACCCUUCCCGGAUCACUCCUUACCUGCGCCAGUGCAAAGUGCUCAGCCCUGAUGAUGAGGAGCAGGUUCUCAAUGACCCCAGCCUGGUCAUGCGCAAACGGAAGGCAGGUGUUCUCCUGGACAUUCUUCAGCGAACAGGACGCAAGGGCUUUGAGGCAUUUAUGGAGAGUCUUGAGCUUUAUUAUCCCCAGUUGUAUAAGAAAAUAACUGGCAAAGAGCCCAGCAGGGUUUUCUCUAUGAUUAUAGACACGGCUGGUGAGUCUGGCCUGAGCCAGGUGCUGAUGAAUGAGAUCAUGAAGCUGCAGAGCGCGGUGCAGGAGGAGCGGCGCAGGGCGCAGGAGCUCACGGUGUGGCUGCACUCCAAGGAGGACACCCUGAGGGAGAUGUGGGUCAGGGACAGCCUGCUCCGCAAGCACCAGGAGCGGGCCCAGAGGAUGAAGGAGGAGAGGGACAGCCUGAGCAAGGAGCUGCGCAAGUGCAAGGAUGAGAACUACAGCCUGGCCCUGAGCUACGCCAAGCAGAGCGAGGAGAAGAGCGCAGCCCUCAUGAAGAACAGGGACCUGCUGCUAGAGAUUGAUCAGCUGAAGCACAGCCUGAUGAAGGCUGAGGAUGACUGCAAGCUGGAGAGGAAGCACACGAUGAAGCUGAAACACGCCAUAGAGCAGCGCCCCAGCCACGAGGUGGUGUGGGAGAUCCAACAGGAGAAGGAGCUGCUCUUGGCCAAGAACCAGGAGCUGGAAAACACUCUGCAGGUUGCCAGAGAGCAAAACUUUGAGAAGAGCCUCUCCAAAGAAUCUCUGGAGAAUGACUGCAGCCAGACUGUGGAAGAACGCCGGGAGCUGGUGAACACCAUUUACAGCCUGCGCAAGGAGCUGCGCCGAGCCAAGGUGCUCCAAGACAAACAGUUUGCAGAGGAAAAAGAGGUGCUGGAGCUACAGUGCACAUCUCUGAGGAAGGACUCCCAGAUGUACAAAAAACGGAUUGAAGCUGUUCUGCAGCAAAUGGAGGAAGUGGCUCUGGAGAGAGACCAGGCUCUCCUGACCCGAGAGCAGUUCCAUGUGCAGUAUUCCAAGAACCUGGUGGAGAGAGACGCCUACCGCAAGCAGAUCCGGGAGCUGGGGGAGAGAUGUGAUGAGUUGCAGCUGCAGCUCUUCCAGAAGGAGAGUCAGCUCCUGGCCACUGAGGCCAAGCUGAAGAGGCUGCAGCUGGAGCUGCCCACGCUGACCUCUGACCUGGAUGACUCCUCCUCCAGAGAUUCCCAGGAACUUGUUCUUCACAGUCACCUGGAUGAAGAUACACAGAUAGCCAAAAAAGAUUGCCUGGGAGUACAAAACCAGAAACUCAGCCCUCAAGAGAGCCAUCUGCCCCCAAAAUCAGCAAGUGAGUGUGGCUUGGCCAAUGAGGAACUGGCAGAAAAGGAGAGGAAGAGGAUGAAGGACUGCUUUGAGCGUUACCGAAGGUCUGGGCUGCAAAAAAGAGCAAUGAGAAGGGUGCCCAAAGACCGGCACCAUGAGGUGGACUGGGAGAACUCCUCUGGCAGCGACAACACCGACACCGAGGGCUCCUGAGGGAGGGACAACACCGACACCAAAGGCCCC
Molecule: messenger RNA, 1959 nt
Organism: Poecile atricapillus (Black-capped chickadee)
Lineage: Eukaryota; Metazoa; Chordata; Aves; Passeriformes; Paridae
Gene: CARD9
Product: caspase recruitment domain family member 9
Exons: 13
Coding region: 286-1929 (547 amino acids)
Biological process (GO): regulation of apoptotic process; positive regulation of canonical NF-kappaB signal transduction
Source: RefSeq, a predicted model, not a curated record